AUGGAUGAGGAGUUACCAGAUGGGGUUGUCUUCAAAGACCACAACUUCUCCUCCGACUUGCUGAGACAGCUCAACAGCUUAAGGCAAAGCAAGAUCCUGACGGAUGUGAGCAUCUGCUCGGGAGCCUGGGAGGUCCCUUGCCACCGCAAUGUGCUGGCCUCCAGCAGCCCCUACUUCAAGGCCAUGUUCUGUAGUCACUUCCGGGAGAGCAGAGAGGCCAAAGUGCAGCUGCAAGGCAUCAAUGCCACGACUCUAGAACAGGUCAUCACGUAUGCGUACACGGGAGAGGUGCACAUCUCCGCUGCCAACGUCCUCCCACUGAUGGAGGCAGCCGCCAUGCUGCAGUACCCCAGGGUGUUCGAGGCCUGCUCAUCAUACCUGCAGAGCCAGCUGACCCCCGGCAACUGCCUGGGCCUGGUCAGACUCGCAGAAAUUCUGAGCUGUGAGAGCCUGAAGAAGAAAGCCAGGGAGGUGGCCCUGACUUGCUUCCCGGAGGUAGCAGCAUCAGCCGACCUGAAGGAGCUCUGUGCCACAGAGUUGAGACACUACCUAGGAGAUGACGCACUCUGCGGAGAGGAGGAAGCGGUGUUUGAGGCCCUCAUGGCUUGGGUCAAGCACGACCUCAAGACCCGGUGGCAGCACAUGCAGGAGCUGUUGCAGCAGGUCCGCCUGCAGUACAUCCACCCAGCCUUUUUCCACCACUUCAUUGCCAGCGAUGCGCUUCUCCAGUCCUCGCCCGCCUGCCAGGCCAUCCUGGAGACAGCCAGCAAGCAGAUAUUCUCUUUGUACAGCCCCAGUGCCCAGGACUGUGAACUUCUGCGGCACAUCCCCCCAAGGAACUCCUACCAAGACUUCCUCCUCCUCCUGGGGGGACGGAAGGACAGCCAGCAGACCACCAGGGACGUCUUGCUCUACAGUGUACGGACGGGUCAGUGGCAGAGCCUGGCCAAACUCCCCGCGCGGUUGUACAAGGCCUCCGCCGUCACCUUGCACCGCAGUGUCUAUGUGCUUGGGGGCAUGGUUGUCAGAGAGGGGAAGAGUCUCAUCAGUAGCAGUGUCUACAUCUUCUCUCUGAAGCUCAACCAGUGGAGGCUGGGGCAUCCCAUGCUGACAGCCCGCUACUCUCACAGGGGCACCACCCACAGGAACUUCAUCUUCUCCAUUGGGGGCACCGGAGAAGGGCAGGAGCUCCUGGGCUCCAUGGAGAGGUACGACAGUGUCCAUGAUGUCUGGGAGAGCAUGGCUAACAUGCCAGUGGCUGUGCUCCACCCUGCCGUGGCAGUGAAGGACCAAAGGCUCUAUCUUUUCGGGGGUGAGGACGUCAUGCAGAAUCCUGUGCGCCUUAUCCAGGUUUACCACAUUUCCAGAAACACAUGGUUUAAGAUGGAGACGAGGAUGAUCAAGAAUGUGUGCGCCCCCGCAGUGGUACUGGGAGAAAGGAUUGUCAUUGUGGGAGGUUACACAAGGAGGAUUCUUGCUUAUGACCCUCGGUCCAACAAAUUUGUCAAAUGUGCAGACAUGAAGGACCGCAGGAUGCACCAUGGGGCCACAGUGAUGGGGAACAAGCUGUAUGUGACAGGUGGGCGGAGGCUGACCACGGACUGCAACAUUGAGGACUCAGCCUCCUUUGACUGCUAUGACCCCGAGAUGGACACCUGGACGUCCCAGGGACAGCUACCUCACAGACUCUUUGACCACGCCUGCCUGACUCUCCAGUGCAUACCCCACACAGCCAGCCUCACAUGA
Arvicola amphibius (Eurasian water vole) is the source of this 1746-nucleotide messenger RNA. RefSeq names its product kelch like family member 38 (gene Klhl38). The transcript has 3 exons. NCBI's taxonomy places the organism in Eukaryota, Metazoa, Chordata, Mammalia, Rodentia, Cricetidae. The record is from RefSeq and is a predicted model, not a curated record. Gene Ontology annotation, molecular function: protein binding. The coding region runs from base 1 to 1746 and encodes 581 amino acids.